Schistosoma turkestanicum is the source of this 550-nucleotide messenger RNA. NCBI's taxonomy places the organism in Eukaryota, Metazoa, Platyhelminthes, Trematoda, Strigeidida, Schistosomatidae. The record is from the annotation of a GenBank genome assembly.
AUGAUGAUAUUAGGACAUUCUGGUCUCUCAGAUGAUCAAAAGCGUGUUCACAUGGGUAUGUGGUGUAUGUUCGCUGCUCCACUGUUAAUCACAACUGACUUGGAAAAUUGGGAUAAAGUUAGUGCAUCUCUGUUCAGCAACAAAUACCUGAUAGCCAUAGAUCAAGAUAAAGGUGGACAUCUGGCAGAAUAUAUCACCACACGAAAUGAUGUGCAGAUGUGGAUUCGGAAAUUAGAUGAAUGUCCAGUCGGCUGGGCAAUCGCUUGUGUCUACACGAAGAUUGGUGGACGAUCGACCAAUUUCCGUACAAGUCUUGAUGAAUUCAAAUCAUCCACCUAUACGAUAUCUGGAGAAAAGUUCGAAUUGAUGGAUGUAUUCACUGGCACAACAAUCAGAGAUGUAGCACUGACAGAGAAGUUCGAGAUUUCCAUCAAUCCAACUGGAAUCAGUAUGAUUCGUGUCAAACCAUACACAAUUGAGUACAGUUAUGUAUAGAACGAUCCGUGUUUCAUUACGUAAUUUUCACCGAAAUAACAGUUGUUGUUUUCCA